Molecule: messenger RNA, 4491 nt
Organism: Scutellospora calospora
Lineage: Eukaryota; Fungi; Glomeromycota; Glomeromycetes; Diversisporales; Gigasporaceae
Source: the annotation of a GenBank genome assembly
UAUCCGGAAUUUACAUUUUUACUUAGAGAACAUAUUUGUCCUCUUAUGUUAAAAAAUUUAACCAUUAAAUAUGACUUUCCAACUACUAUGAGAAUGUUGCGAAUUGUUUAUAUUCUACUAAAGAGAUUUCAUGAUAUUUUGGUGGUAGAAUGUGAAAUUUAUCUCAACAUGUUUGUCAAAUUUCUUGAACCAAAUUAUCCAUUAUGGCAACGAGUUAUUUCAAUGGAAAUAUUUCAUGGAAUUUGUAUGGAUGGUGCCCUUUUGCGUUCUAUUUAUUUUUCGUAUGAUAAACAAAAUCAUUCCACCAACGUUUACAAGGCAAUGAUUAAUGCUUUUGGACGAUUAGCAGCCGAUAAACAAUAUACUUUAGGUAAAAGUGGUGGUUCAUUAAAUGGGCAUUCGCAUCAAUCAACGCAGGAUGACGGACAAACUGACAUUGAUUGCCUGAGUAUUGCAUGUUCGGUAAUAAAAGUUAAAUGCAUUGACCAGAUGGAAAAGUCAGAUCCACCACAAAUUCCAGAGACAUACCUUUACUAUCUUACUCUUGUAUGCCUAAAUUCAAUUGUAGAUGGUCUUCACGAUUUUGUAAUAAAAAAUCUUACUAGUGUUAUGCAAGAUCAUCAAAAACAAUCUGCCUUACAAUCUAAAUCCCAAAUUCUUGUGGCAGAUAUGGCAAAUACUUCGUGGCCUGGACUGCUGGCAGCACUGUCAUUUUUCCUCUCGACAAACCUUGAUGAUGAAUUAUUUCAUAACGUUUUACGCGCUUAUCAAAAUUUCACUAUUGUCUGUGGUUUUCUUCAUCUUCCAACUCCUCGCGAUGCCUUUAUAACAUGUUUAUGUAAAAUUGCUGUUCCUCAUAUUGCUAUGUCAUCAUCAGAAAGUAACGCGUGUGAGUCUGGAAGUAACAAUCAUAUUAAAACAAAAUUAUCUGUUAGAGAUUUAUCUUGUUUAAAGUCAUUAUUAAUUAUCGCACAGACUAUUGGUGGAGUUUUAGGUGAUUCAUGGUAUUUGGUAUUAGAAACAUUACAACUAAUACAUUAUAGGCUCCUCUCAAAGCAUUCUAGUAAGAGAAUGAAGAAUCGCAGACAUAGUAUGCACCAUACGAAAUAUGAGUCAGUAACUUCUUUACCUUCACAAAUAGCCUCUAGUAGUUCAUCAUCUCUAAAUCAAACAACAACACCAUUAAUUGUACUAAAUUCAUCUGAACCUAUAAAUACUUACCAUCAACCACUUGAACGUGAGUUGUUACCUCAAGCUGAAACAUCUACAAUCUCUCACUCUAAAUCAUCUAAGGAUGAAUUAAAUAACCUGAAGGCGCAAAUUCUGACAUUAAUUGAUAAUUGCAAGUUUCUUAAUGAUAUGGCUUUACAAUAUUUUAUACGAUCUUUGUGUAAGCUUAAUGCUCAAGUGUGUGGUAUUCAACUUAACGAAGAAUUUCAGGUAGCUAGUCAAGAGUUAAUGCUUGUCGAUGAUUAUUUGCACAAAUCAAUUACAUUAGGAGCUUUAGGCGUAAAUAAAAAUCACAAGAAAUCUUUUGCAAUUCAAACAUUACAUACUGCAGCGAUUUUAAAUAUGCAUCGAAUGAUCGCAUGUGAUCCAUCUUUAAUCUGGGAUUUAGUUACAUCACAUCUAAUAAUAACAACGAAUAAUGCUUCAACUCCUCAUCAUAUUCGUAUACAAGCUUGUGAAGCUCUUUCUGAUAUAAUAAUUUCUGCAGUUAAUUAUGUCUCUUUGGCACAAAUAAAAAAUAAUGAGCGUAUUCAAUCUCAAUUACUUAUUUCUCUUUAUCAUAUGGUUGAUAAUUCUGAAUGGAAUUCUAUGCGUUCUAGUGGUGGAGCUUAUGUUGAAGUACAAAAAAUUAGAUUAGAAACAUUAAAUAAAUUACUAGAAACUUCUGGUAGAGCAGGAUAUUCUUUUACUUUUGGAUGGAAUGUUAUUUUAGAAAUGAUUAGGAGUGUCUGCGUGUAUGUAGGUUCCGGAGAGACUAUGGAAGAUGAUUCUGUAAGUGAUGAUAAUUUUAGCAUGUUGGAUGAAUCAAUAUUUUAUAUAUCUGAUACAAAAACGUCAGGUUUAGUUCUUGUAGCAUUUCCUUCCUUACAACUUAUUUGUAAUGACUUUUUGUCAUUGCUAUCUCCUAAACAUUUGAAAGAAUUAAUAAAUACUUUAGGUGCUUUUGGUCUUCAAAUGGAUGAUUUAUAUAUAAGCUUGAAAUCAAUCGGGCUUUUAUGGAAUAUUUCUGAAUUUAUACAAACUAAACGUUCUUAUCUUGAUUACGAUAUUAAGAUGAUAGAAGAUAUUUCAUUUGAUACAAGUGAUAUUGAUAAAGCUAUAAUUAAAGAGUCAGCAUCCAUUAUGGACGUACUCUGGAUAUUAAUGUUAUCACAACUUUUAAAAAUUUGUUCGGAUGCUCGGUCGGAAGUACGUAAUUUAGCUAUUCAAACGAUAUUUCGUUCAGUUGCUAUUUAUGGUACAGAAUUAGAAGUAAGAACAUUGCAUGUAUGCAUACAUAAAGUAUUGUUUCCACUUUUUGAUUCGGUAAAACAAGUAUCAGAAAAGCGUCAAAAUUUGGGCUUGGCAUCACAUAAAGAAUUUGGUGAAUUUAUGUUUUAUCAAUCAAGAAAUACGGCUGACAAACAUUAUGAUGAGACAAAAAUUUUAGCUUUAACUGGAAUAUCUAAACUUUUUAAAAAUUUCAUGCCAAUAUUAAUAGAUUUUGAUGGGUUUAAACAAUUAUGGGAAUUAUUACUUUCACAAUUUGAGUAUUUUUGCUUAAAUUCUAGUUUAGAAGUUUCUCUAGCUGCUAUCAAAUCUUUCAAUACGAUAAUGCAACAUCCAUUUCAAGACAAAUUUCAAUGUAAUGAGUUUAAUAAACUUUGUGAAAAGAUAUUACCAUUUUGGCAAAUAGCUUGGAAUUUUUGGGAAAAAAUUGGAUUAGAAAUAAUUACAAACUCUGAUACGAAGAAUUCAAUGGCGGUCUAUUUUACUCAAGAUGCCCUUAAAAUUUAUUUAUUAGUUUUUGGUGAUAUUUAUAGGAUAAUUUAUUCUAAAUUUACGAUAAAUGAAUUAAAAAGAUUUUUCAAAAUCACUUAUGGAAUUUUAACUUAUUCUAAUAGUCCAUUUUAUAUGCCUGAUUGUGAUUGUCUAACACCUUUACAAGAAUCUAUAUUAGAAAUAAUUGAGCAAUUAGAUCUAAAUAUUUCGGGUGUACCUGUGGCAGUUUUAGAAAAUUUAGCUGAUUAUAUCAUUCUUGCAUUCACAAAAAAACAAAUGAAUGAGAAAUUGAAAGGAAUAUAUGGGUCAGUUGAACAACAAAAAUUGACAAAAGAUUUAAAUUCAAGUAAUAAACUUUUAAAUAGUGAAAUUAUUGGUAUAUCAACAUCUAAAAAGUCAUAUUCGGUAGUUUCUUAUAUUGCAUUUUCAAAAACCGUUAUGCAAUUGGUUAAGAAUUUAUUCAAAACUUAUGCUAAUGAUAAAGUAGUUUAUUUAGAAGAGGUUUUUAAAAAGAUUAUAAAGGCAUAUAGUGUUCUUAUGGAAUUAAAAUAUUAUUGCCCUCUAUCGGAAAAUGAUAAUACAGAACUUUGGAAAAUAGCAUCAAUGACAUUUUUAGAGGUUGUAAAUCACGGAUUGAGUGCUUUGGACUCCAUCUCUGAAGAAUGUAUUGUAAGCAUUUGGGAACAGAUAUUAGAAGUUCUUCAUAAUACUAUAGUAUCUAAAAGCAAACCAUCAUCUAUUCAUAUUGAACAGCUCAAUAUUGAUGAGUCCUUUGACAUAAAAUUUUUUUCAGAUUUACAAACACAAGUAUUAAUUCACUUGGGACAUUCUCGUGUUCCACAAUCACUUAUAUUUGAUGUUGUGAAAAUAAUAUAUGAAGGAUCAAAACUAUAUUAUCCUAAAGUAGAUAAACAGACAAUGUGUAGUGAAAACAUCGAUGAAUAUUUUCAGCCAUUUGAUGACUUGGAAAUGCCGUGCUGUAGACAAAUAUUAAAAAAUGUUGAAAGUGUACCGAUUUCUAUCACUCCAGUAGAACGAGAAAAGUUUGCUUAUGUUUGCUUAGAAUGUUUGUUUGAACUCUGUUCUGAUGAAAAAGAUGAUUUUUUUGAUCUAAGACAAAGGUUAGCUAAAGUAACUGCUCCUGUUUUACUCAAACGAUGUGCUUUUGUAAUUCGCAAUUAUACUAUCGAUCAACCGCUAUUGGGAAGAUUUCCUUUUUUAAGAGUAAGAAAUGAUGAAAUAUUGUUCAUAUUACAAAAAUUGGUCAGAUUACAAUUUCGCCAAAAUAUAUUACAUUUUAAUGAAACUUCAAUAACCAGUCCUUUGAAAAAACGUAUUUUAUCAGGUCAAAAUGCACAUUUAUUUUAUUUACAUCCUGUAAUAAGUGAAGCUAUUGGUUUAAAAGAUUCGAAUAUUAGUGAAUUGUUAAAAGAAUGCUUGAGAAAAAUUGGAGAGGAACUAGAAGUUUAUAAAAUUAAUUUUAGACUGAAUAAUAAUUAA